Cololabis saira (Pacific saury) is the source of this 2540-nucleotide messenger RNA. It is a transcript of the gene apold1b, whose product is annotated as apolipoprotein L domain containing 1b. Gene Ontology annotation, biological process: lipid transport; lipoprotein metabolic process. The transcript has 23 exons. Gene Ontology annotation, cellular component: extracellular region; membrane. The coding region runs from base 251 to 2362 and encodes 703 amino acids. Gene Ontology annotation, molecular function: lipid binding. The record is from RefSeq and is a predicted model, not a curated record. NCBI's taxonomy places the organism in Eukaryota, Metazoa, Chordata, Actinopteri, Beloniformes, Belonidae.
AAUCUGGUGCAAAGCGGUGCCCUGUUAACGCUGUGAUGCCCAUUGUUCCUUGUUUCCAGUCAAAUCUGACCCCAGAGCAGUUUCACCCAGGAACCCAACUCCUCAGAUCCACCUGACUCUGUUUGUACCAAACCAGUUUGACGCCUCCGCCCCGGGAAGGGGAAGUGAAGGACUGAGCUGGAGACAAAGUCGUCCCUAUAGUUGACCUGGCGCUUUUUUUAGACACGGUGUCCCAGCACCGUGUUACAGUAUGAACAUGUUCAAAAGAGAUAAAAACCCACCAGCCCCGACUCCAGUCCUUCCACCUAGACCCAGUAAGGAGGAGCUGGACAACCCCUCCAGACACAGCCCGGCCGGUGGGGAUGCAGGAACGACUCCAGCCUCACUGGAAAAUGAGAUCACAAAUGAGCCGAACGCAAGGACCAAGAGGACUGGGGUGAUGGGAGUUGUGCAGAAGGUCAACCCGUUCAAAUCUACCCCAAAGGCGGCAUCUUCUAUGGUCAGCAAAGCUCCUUCCUCUGAGUCACUGGAGCAGGCAGCAGACUCCACCCAGAACCCUGGGAUGCUGAAAGGGGUCAUGAGGAAAGUGAACCCGUUCAAGUCUAGCUCGCAGAUGACUGAAGCGUCAUCGUCGGAGUCCCUGGAGCAGGACAGGGGUUCAGACGCCCGUCAGAACCCCGGCAUGUUGAAGGGAGUCAUGCAGAAAGUGAACCCAUUUAAGUCUUCUGGACAGGAAUCAAAAAAGGAUCUCGUAGACGAUUCUGCAAAUCCUCAACAGUCGAAGGAACUCCAGGACAAACAGAAUCCAGGAGUGAUGGCGAGCAUGAUGCAGAAAGUCAACCCGUUCAAAUCUUCCCAGUCAAAGGACGUUCAAUUUCGACACAAUGAACUCUCCGCCAGCAGUGGAAGUUUGGCCGAUAACAACAACGAGCCAGAGAAACAGGCGCCGAACCCCGGAGUGUUCAAAGGGAUGAUGCAGAAAGUGAACCCCUUUAAGUCUCUCACACAGGUGGCAGCUGAUGCGUGCGAGACCGACUCUGCGGUUCCCUCCAACCGGAUUGGGGAUGAACGAGCUCUUCACAGUGAGAAUUCCACCAGCUCCGAGAGCUUGGAUGACAGUGAAAUAGAGCGACAUUCUAUUUGGUACACAGAUGCCGACACCAGCAGUGACGUGAAAACCCACCCACCACAGGCUCCAAAGAGAACAGGGACGUUCAUAUUAAAGAGGAUUCUUCCCAGUGCAUUAUUUCGUUCGGAAACAAAGGAUUCUGCAAAUGCAACCUCCGACACUCCGGCACCCCCUCAGGCGGUGGUUGAAGUGGAGACGCUGCAACUGGCUGACGUCCCGGUCCCCAGUGAGGGGACACUGGACCCUCUCGAAGAUGAAGAAGGGCUUCUGGCCUGGUGGGGAACUGUCGAGGGAUGGGACGAGUGGAACGAGGCAAACAAGGAGGAUGAAGCUGAAGAAGUGGUUGAAGAAGCUGCAGACCGCGUCUUCAUGGCGGCUCGUCUCUUCGUCCGCUUCUUCAACCAGCGCGGCGCCUCCCUGCAGCAGCGCAUCCUGGAGCUCCUCGGUCUGGCCGACGCCGCAGACAACUUCCACAAGAAGACGGUGACGGCCAGCGUGGGCGGCGGGGUGGCCAGCGUCGCCGGGUCCAUCACCACCAUCACCGGGCUCAUCCUGGCACCUUUCACAGCGGGAACGUCGCUCAUCGUCACGGCGGUGGGCAUCGGCAUCGCCACAGCCGGCGGCGUGACGUCGGCCUCGGCCAACAUCACAGACACGGUCCAUUCAAAGACGGACCGCACAAAGGUGGAGAAGAUGAUCCAAGACUACCAGGAGGAGAUCAUGGAUAUCAAAGACUGCCUGGAGUUUCUGCAGGCAGGGAUGCAGACUCUGGAGGACUGGAACUUUGAGCAGUACGCCGAGAGCAUCUCCAAGAAGCACCUGAAUCAGAACGUCAAGCAUGUGGUGAAGGAGGGCGGCCGAGCCGGCAAGGCUUUGGUCGUAAACGCGGAGAGUCUGAUCGGCACCAUCCAGGUCCUGAACGUGGCCGGCGGCGCCGCUAAAGCCGCACAGGUGAUGAGCGUCACCACCGGGGUCAUGUCGGGCCUCUUCCUGGCCCUCGACGUGUUUUUCCUGGCCAAGGAUUCCAUGGAGCUGAGGAAAGGAGCCAAGACGGAGUUCGCUACCAAGAUCCGAGAGGUGUGCAAGGACCUGCAGGACGGACUGCUGGAGCUGAACAGCAUCAAGGAGGAGUUGCAGAAGACGAUGGAUGGAAUAGAGGUGGAGGUGGAGGAGGAAGAGGAGGAUGAGGAGCUGCUGAAGUCUGAUCUGAAGAAGCUGAAGCUUGAAGAGUGAGAACAGGUUUAAAACCUCUGUUAAAGUGCCACUUAGCUGCUUCUAGUACUUUUAUUUCUGUUAACGCACAGAUGGAAUAUUUUAUAAAGUAGAUAUUUUAAAGUAAUUUAUUUCAGUGUAAUAAACAAAGUUGCCAUAUUAUAUCUGUCUUUUAAUAUGAAGGACAUUUUCCUUUUCU